AUGCUUUGCAGGCAGAGUAGUACCGGGUGGGCUCCCACUUAUGAUCAGAUAAGAAUCCUCAAGGAGCUUUACUAUAACGAGGGAGUUAGGUCCCCAACUGUAGAACAGAUUCAAAGGGUCUCUCUCCAGCUGAAACAGUACGGAAAGAUCGAGAGCAAGAACAUCUUUUAUUGGUUCGAGAACCAAAGGGCUCGAGAGAAGCAGAAGAAGAAGAUCACUUCGGAUGUUCAUGUGCCCAUGAAAAGAUCAAGGCUUGUCGGUAAUGGUAAUGGUUCUAAUUGGAAACCUGAGGAUCAAUAUAUUAACUUCGGAUCUUCUGCAUCUGCUUCUGCUUCUUCAGCUGGUGUGAUGAUUGCUUUUAACUAG
Messenger RNA from Rosa chinensis, 366 nucleotides. Its product is annotated as protein WUSCHEL. The coding region runs from base 1 to 366 and encodes 121 amino acids. The record is from RefSeq and is a predicted model, not a curated record. The transcript has a single exon. Gene Ontology annotation, biological process: plant organ development. Gene Ontology annotation, molecular function: DNA-binding transcription factor activity; DNA binding. Lineage: Eukaryota; Viridiplantae; Streptophyta; Magnoliopsida; Rosales; Rosaceae.